AGCUGAAACAUUUGUAUUCAGCUCUAAUCAUUGUGAAUAGAACCUUCUUGUUGUUUUCCAGUGGAGUUGAAUGUCAAAAUGCUGGUUGCAAAAGAGGUCUUCCAAUUUCUGGUUAUUUGUGUUGAGAUUCUCCUCUCUACAGCGAGUGAUAAAGCUUUUCCUGGGCCGGUGGUACUUCUUCCUUUGAACAAACAAUUUGGUACGAGAGACAUAAGUAARAAUCCUCAGACUACCACUGCUGRUAAUGUAUCUCUGRCUACUGGACCAUAUGGGAAACCAGAYGGGGCAUACUAUUUUCCAGGAAACCCUUCAGGAUAUAUUGAAAUUCCAAAACAACCCAAGACAGACACGAGGUACAAUAUGUCAUUUUUCACUUGGAUCUAUAACCAAGGCUCGUAUGGGCCAAUAUUAAACUAUGAAGCUAAUGCAAAUUGGGGUCUUCACGUCUUUAUCCAUACGCCAUCCAUAUUCUAUGUCAGUUUGGUUACUCGAGAUAACGCAAACGACGCUUCAGUUGUUAAAAUCGAAGACACUAUUGCAAAAAAUGCAUGGACAUUUGUUGGAUUUACUUAUGACUACAACGCUGGGAAAGUGAGACUUUACAUUGACGGAACGCUUAAAAAGGAGGCACCGUCCCCGAAACACGAGCUGAAUACAAACUUCAAGAUUCGAAUUGGUGGUACGAAGUAUGGACAUUUAGCAGAUAAAGCGUUCCCUGGAAGGUUAUCGUGUCUUCAAAUAUAUGACGUUGCACUUACAGACGCCCAAGUAAAGUUUAUUCAACGCUAUUGUCGUGAUGUUCUUGAUAACUUUAAACCAUGCGUGAAUCACACAUCAAUUGAUGUUUUUGAUCGGCAACUGAGCAAGAAAGAAGGUGUUCAUCCUCCAGACAAAACUACCAUCGAUCUCACCCAAUGGUAUAGAUUUAUAGGGAAAAGGAUUCUUUCAUCCUGUCCGACGUCAAGCUCCUGUGGGACCCAGACUCCAGGAUGGCUUAACGGUCAAUAUCCUUCGCUAGAAGAUGGGAUAAAAACAAUGGAAUUGUGCUAUCGCAAAAAUUCUGAUUGCUGUGCCUUCAAAAUCAGUGUGCUCGUAAGGCAGUGUUAUGGACAUUACGUCUUCAACUUUCAUAACUUUCCUGUCGAAGGCCGAUUUUGCACAGAAACAGUUCCAAAGUAUUUAGCUGACAUAAUGUUUAUGUCGACAAAUGAAAGAUGCUUAGUUAAUCACGUGUUUUAUACUGAUGAACAAGUCAAAGACGCGACUACAUGUGUCAGCUAUUGCCUGAAUGCUAGGAAUACAUGCAAGUCUGUUAACUAUAUCAACGAAGGGAGCGGUAAGUGCCAGCUUAACAACGCCACAAAGUCUGAGGGUCACCUUCGAGAAGAUUCUAGAUGUAUUCAUUAUGAAUUGAUUUUAUAAACCUUUUAAUUGUUUGGAGUUGUAAUAUACAAUUGUUUAGUGGUCAGCAAAGAAUGGGACAAAUCCCUUCAAAUUUUUCAAACGUUGAGUCCAGGGGACUUAGCACCCUCGACGRAUCAUGGGUCUCAUUAUGAAAAAAAGACACAUGUGACAUCUUGAGCUAUAAAUUGCUCUCUGACAUUACCGAGAAAAACUCCUUAGAAAUCCCUGUAAGUUUCGAUAAAGCGCGGCUUCUUUGCCAUCAAAUAUAUCAAUGACUAAGAGGAAGAAUGAAGGUCUGUUUGUUGGAUCCACUUCAAAGCCAAAGUACUUUCAACGCGUCCUAGGACGUAGCAUAGACUUUUAAAUGAMAUUGGUGUAGCCAUACCAAAAUUGAUAGGGAACCUCAGACUAGACAACGUACGAGUACAAGAUUGAGUUCAAUCGCUACCGAAGUGCUGGCUAAGCUAACUUGAACGCAACUCCUGUCGCCCCUCCGAGAGCACAGACCAUGACUCCCYUCUGGUCAGAAGUUCACCCUGAAGCCUUUCAUCAAUGUAAGUCUAACAAGGAACAUCAAUACGUCUUCUGAAGUAGCUGUACAACGCUAAAACGAACGUGUGACAGACAAACGAUGAUUCUCUCCAGUCGAAAGUUAAAUUGGAGAGAAUUGGAGAGAAUCGCGAAGUAUUUCUGCAAUGUUCCCUACCAGAGAACGYUGUCGUACCCCGACUUAUCAUCACAUUACGUCAUUAGCGAGUCUCUUUGCAGAAGCGGAYCCUGGAUGUUCCACAGGGAGGACAAAAUUAUUUCCCUGAAGAUACAAAUUAGGAAAGUAUYAAAUAAUAUAGAUCUCAGGAGAGGGUGCGUUUAUCYAGUUUAUCCAAUUUAAAGGGACWAUCAUAGAUAUGGGAUUCAAGAAAAAUUCAUUAGAUGACUCGGGAAUUCCGCAAUGAAUUUCUUUCGAAAAAAAAAAGAACGAUAUCGUCUUUCUCUUGAAAUUAAUUGCGGAAUAGGCAAUUUGUAUUAUGACGUCAUUUAAUACAGCUACCAGAAUGCUUUGCCAACUUUCUUUUGUCAUGCAAUUAGUGUCAAUAGAUUUACUAAUCUCUAAAGGGCUUUAAAAAUCUCUGUUAAAUGUAAUAAAGUCAUCAUGCAAAUGGCCUAUUCCCUCGUGGUCCAAUGAAUUUUCCUGUAGAAGCUGUAUGCUCAUAACAAAAACUGAUUAAUUAAAUAUGCAUAUUAUCAUUAUCUUUUAUAUUUUGAUCGAAUUUUUAAAAACCUUUGGAAGUAAUAAUAGCUUUCUGAUCGUUUUUUCUUGCGACUAGUCAGUUUAUGUAUAGAGCAUUUUAUGUUGUAAUAGUCCUUUUUGAAGAAUAUUUGUAUAGGAAAUAGCACGUUUUGUAGUGAUAUUUGGGAUAAAUACCACUUGUGAUAUUAAUUCAAUGAAUCGCUUUGCUCGUGAAAUUUUGUUCGACAAUUUUGAAAUAUCACAAGUGGUAUUUAUCCCAAAUUCCACGGACAAAACAUGCUAUUAUA
This is a messenger RNA of Exaiptasia diaphana, 2940 nucleotides long. RefSeq lists its product as uncharacterized. The coding region runs from base 79 to 1422 and encodes 447 amino acids. The record is from RefSeq and is a predicted model, not a curated record. Lineage: Eukaryota; Metazoa; Cnidaria; Anthozoa; Actiniaria; Aiptasiidae. The transcript has 7 exons.